AUGUCGGAAUACUCAGGUUCCAACUCAGAGGACUUAUCCUUACCUAAGGCAACAGUGCAAAAAAUAAUCAAUGAGAUCCUACCAAAAGAUAUAGGCAUUGCCAAGGAGGCACGAGAAGCAAUAACAGAAUGCAGUAUUGAAUUCAUAAUGAUGCUAUCUACGCAACUGAAUGAUAUCGCCGAGAAAGAAGCCAAGAAAACCAUUGCAUCAGAUCAUGUGGUAAAAGCAUUGGAAGAGUUGGAUUUCAAAAUCUAUCUUGAUAUUAUUAACAAGAUAUUGGAUGAACAUAAAGAGCUAUUAAAGGGUAAAGAGAAAAGAAACAACAAAUUUCAAAACUCAGGAUUGACAGAAGAAGAAUUGUUGAGACAGCAAGAGGAAUUGUUUAAAAAGUCGAGAGCUCGUUUGCAAAACCAAUCGGGAUCGCCUACAAUCAAACCUGAAGCUAAGUAA
Messenger RNA from Candida dubliniensis CD36, 450 nucleotides. It is a transcript of the gene NCB2, whose product is annotated as negative cofactor 2 transcription regulator complex subunit. NCBI's taxonomy places the organism in Eukaryota, Fungi, Ascomycota, Pichiomycetes, Serinales, Debaryomycetaceae. Gene Ontology annotation, molecular function: general transcription initiation factor activity; TBP-class protein binding; core promoter sequence-specific DNA binding. Gene Ontology annotation, cellular component: negative cofactor 2 complex. The transcript has a single exon. The record is from RefSeq and is a predicted model, not a curated record. Gene Ontology annotation, biological process: chromatin remodeling; positive regulation of transcription by RNA polymerase II; RNA polymerase II preinitiation complex assembly. The coding region runs from base 1 to 450 and encodes 149 amino acids.